GCGACGGCGACGGCGACGAGUGCCAUGCGGCGCGCAGCCGGCGUCGCCACCCGCACUGCCACCGGCUCCCCGCCGCUGCUGCUGCCCCUCCUGCUGCUGCUGGCGCUGCUCGCCGGCGCCUCGUCCGCGCCCCGCAGCCACCUCUACGUCGACGACAGAGUGCAAAACUACCUGAUGCGCUACGGCUACCUGCCUCAGUCGGACAAGGAGACGGGCAACCUGCGCACCGAGGAGCAGCUCCGAGACGCGCUGCGCGAACUGCAGAGGUACGGCCACAUUCCGGUGACGGGCGAGCUGGACGAGGAGACGCGCCGGCUGCUGCAGAGGCCGCGCUGCGCCGUGGCCGACGUGCCGUACCGGGAGCAGACGCUGCGCUGGGGCCGCCGCAAACACCGGCACAAGCGCUACUCGCUGCAGGGCAACGUCUGGCCCACCACCAACCUCACCUGGAGUUUGCGGACGAUGGAGCCGCGAGACCUGGACCCCGGCAUGGUGCGCUACCAGCUGGACAGGGCGCUCCGCAUCUGGUCCGACAACUCGCGGCUCACCUUCCGGGAGGUCAACAGCGACCGCGCCGACAUCCUCGUCUACUUCCACCGGUUGUACCACGGGGACGGUUUCCCUUUCGACGGGCGAGGGCAGAUCCUGGCUCACGCCUUCUUCCCGGGAGAAGGGAGAGGAGGAGACGCUCAUUUCGACGAGGAUGAGAUCUGGCUGCUCGGCGAAGAAGACGCUUCGGGACAAGGGACGAGCCUGUUCGCAGUGGCUGCCCACGAGUUCGGCCACUCGCUGGGGCUGCAGCACUCGUCCGUGAAGGGCGCGCUGAUGUACCCCUGGUACCAGGGGCUGUCGCCCAACUACAAGCUGCCCGACGACGACCGCGUCGCCAUCCAGCAGCUCUACGGUGCAAAAGAGCGGCUGUGGGCCAAGAUACCAACAUAUCCGUAUGACCGUGACCGUGAUCGGGAUCGUGGGGCAUGGCCUACCCCACACCCCACAGCGCCUCCAACACAGCCGCCGCCGCCCCCACCGCCCCCACCACCCCCAACACAGCCACCCACACCGCCCCCGACGCCACCCACGCGUCCAACGCGGCCUCCCUGGAGACCGCCGAAGCCGCCCAAGCACGACAAGCCACGUCAUCGCCAGCCACCGCCUCCGCCUCCUACGUACCGCCCCCGCACGCGGCCACCACCCCCCACACUCCCGCCGCCGCGGCCAUCGCCUGCCGAGCCGCGAACGGAAAGGCCCCAAGAAGUCAAGCCAGAUACGUGCAACACCAACUAUGAUGCCAUCUCCGUCAUUCGCAGGGAGCUGUUCAUCUUCAAGGACAAGUAUUUCUGGAGAAUUGGUGAUAGAGGUCUUGAGGAAGGUUAUCCAGCAGAAAUUCAGAGAUUUUGGUACAGCCUGCCAAGGAACUUCACCCAUGUGGAUGCUGUUUAUGAGAGGCUUGACAAGAAAAUUGUUUUCUUCAUUGGAAGGCAGUACUUUGUAUAUGAUGCAAACACACUAAUGCAUGGCUACCCAAGGCCUUUAACAGACCUUGGUCUGCCAGAAACUUUGGACAGGGUGGAUGCUGCAAUGGUUUGGGGACACAAUAAGAAAACUUACUUUUACAGUGGCACCAUGUAUUGGAGAUUUGAUGAAGAUGUUGGCAAGGUGGAACUUGACUACCCACGGGACAUGUCCAUGUGGCGUGGUGUUGGUUACAAUGUGGAUGCUGUUUUCCAGUGGAAAGAUGGAAAAACAUACUUCUUUAAAGGAAAAGGUUUCUGGAAGUUCAACGACCAAUACAUGCGUGUGGAGAGUGAGAAGCCAAUGCAGUCAUCAGUAUUCUGGAUGGGCUGCCCACCAGGCAUUGAGGGUGAAGCUACAGGCUCAGACGGAGAGACAAAUGAAAUAGAUGAGACGGACCAUCAUGCAGAAGCAGAAGUUGGUUCUGAAGCAACAAGCUUUUUUAAUGGCUCUAUUACAGUUCUUUUAACAAUAGCCCUCCUAUGUUUUCAAGUAUUGUGAGAUUCAUCUUGUCAGGGUAAACUUUUCUAUGUGCAAAAUAGCCUCACUCCUACACUUCAGGUAACAAGUGAUGUCUCCAAAAGUAUAAAUUUAAAACUUUGUAAGGACAUGCAGUGAUUUGUUUUUCAUUUUGGGAAACUUCAGAACCACAUCUUUUUUUUACUUACUAGAGCAUCCACAUCAUAAUUAAUUACUCUGAAUUGUAAAUAUUGUAAUUUGUAACACCCAUAAACUGCCAAUAUCAAAUGAGUGCAUGGAGUGAGUUAAUUUAGAAGUACUAUUCUUGCUGUCAUGUUUGUGGUUCAUCUUGGAAUUCAAAAUCUUGUGUGUGGGAGAGAACUGCUGACAUAUAGUAUAAAGAAAUGACAGCAUUAUUUUACAAAUAUGAAAGAUCUCUGACAUUUCACAUUCUGCGAAAUGUAUUCACCCAUUUGCUGAUGUCUACAUUAGAUGUCAAAUGGGAGCAUGUAAAAAUUGUACUAAAAUUUUUUAGUGGAGAUAAGCAGCAUCCAUUUAUAUUUUCAUGUUGCGAGAUUGUAAAUAAAAUUGUACUUUAAAGAUGUACAUUUGGGGUGCUAAGGCUGGCUUUACACCUUACUAUGUGUGUUUUCUUGGAAUUUCAGUGUAAUACAGUUGUGUGUUCUUAUUAUUAUGCCAUCUGUUUAAAACAAAAGUGACUGAUCGAAUUAUGGACCAUAGCUUGUUCCAUAAGUUGUGAAAGAAAAUACUACAAAUGGAUAUAACACACUUUCAUUUACAAAACAUUCCCUAUCCACAAACAUGUCCAACUACUUUUGUAUGUAUCUGUAGUUGGUUAAAAAUUUAUGGUGAUAACUGUAAUGGGGUUGGUGGAGCAGUCUACCAACAGCAUUUAUUUCCCUCCCACUGUAUUUUCAUAUUGUGUGUGCCUGGGAACUCUAUGCAGUGAAAACAUUAGUAAAUAUGUCUGCGUAUCAUAAUUCACAGAAGUAACUAAAUUAAAUUUCACUAUGAGUAAUGACCUCUUGAUUGCCAUACCUCAUGUAGACAUCAAUUUAUUACCCUGAAAACCAAGACACUUAACAUAAAUGAUUCACUGCCAUUUUUGUCUAUGUGUAUGAAUGAGACAGUAGCAUUCUUAUUUAUUAAUAAGUUCUUAAGUUAGAUUACAAGUUUUAACUGAGCUAGAUGGCAAUUCUCACUGCAUAGAAUGAAAACAGUUGCUCAACCAGUUAUUAGUGCUCCACUCAAAUUAGCCACUGAAAGUCAUUGUUGAAAAUUCUUGAUGUUCAGAGAAUAAAUAUUUUUUGUUCAAAGUGAGAUUCAAUCUGUGCUAUAAUAAUGUAAAAUAAAUAAGAUACCCUUUCAUAUUAUCAAUAAAUUAGUUAUAGUUCUAGAUUUAGCUAUGUGCUCAUGAGUGAUUCAUACAUUUCCUGUCAGUUGCAAAAUAGGUUACUUACUGAUUUCAACAAUGUCUCAGAAUCCAGUGUCCUAUUCAGUUUAAGUAAAACUUUUUGCUGAGCAAGAAGAAUAACAGGCCCUUUUUUUCACUUUUUUUUUGGGGGGGGGGGGCGGCUGUGUUGUCUAUAUUCAUUAAUGGAGGAACACACCGAAUUGACCCUUUUCACAAGUUUUUGGUGUAUCUGUUUCAUUGGAGAACAUUACUUUUGUGUGCUAUUUCAUAGUUUAAGAGUAUAAACCACAGUUCAUUUGUAUGAAGCAACAAGUACUGUGUUUUUGAUCAGGAAAAGUAUUCUUCAAAAUGUGGCACAAUUUAUGCCUUUGACCAUUUGGUAUUUUGCUAAACUUAAUUUCUCCGUCUAAACCUACAGACUAGAUGUGUAAAAUAGGCCUUCGUUUACAGUCACUCAUUUUACUGGAAACUGUUUUUUACAUGCCAGCACAGUGAAGACUGUUCUAACUUUCCCUCAUACGGACACUGAUUUCAGGGAAAAAUAUUUGAAAAGAGCACUCAUAACUGUAACAGUAUUUAAAAAUUGGAAAGAAACUGAAAUAAUCUUAGGAGAAAUUUGUAUAUGCAUUUUAUUCUUGAGACAGAAUCAUUUGUGCCUUAAGCUUUUACACAAUUUGCUGUUUUUCCAGCCUAUUUUUUAUGUAAGAAACAGAAAAAAGUAAGAGCAGAUAUUCAAUGCUUUUGAUCACUUACAGAAAGACUGAGAUGUAUAUUUAUUUAUUGCUAAACUCUUUACAAUUUUAAAAUUUUUAAUAAAUGUUAUUUUGUGAAUAAACUGUUAAGAGUAUUACUUGUAAAAUUUUUUAACCACAAAAGUUAUUUAACAAGCUUGUUUGAAUUAAGUGGUUCAAAAUGUUGGCACUAUAUUAUGGAUGAAAUUGUUAAACUGGACAGCACGUUAAGACCAUUAUUGAAUUUAUAAACUUUUGAAGUCAAGUAGAAUGCCUUUAUAUGUAAGAGAAAUGAAGAAGACAGAGACGAUAAUGUAUAAAAUUUACAGGCAUUCUCUUCAUGCUUAUAUUUUACAAUGGAAUACUAAAAGAGGGAAAUUAAUUUCCUCUUAAGAAGAGGGAAAAUGAGUUUCUGAAGACAGUUUUAUUUGGCUCAUGCUUUUUCAGAAUCAACUACCAGUUUGUGCUUAUAUCUCUAGUGACUGUAUUCCAUUUGGAUUUAUAGGAAUUAGAACUACUUGGCUGUACAAAACGUUCUGUGUAAAUCUGAAAUCAGUGCCAUAAGGAAAUUCAACUUUGCAUGUGGGUAAACGAAACAUAUUAACUAAAUAUGUGCCAUUUUUGUCUCAUGAAAAACUGUUUGUUUUCAGUUUCAGUAAUAUACAUGAUCAUUUUUACACAAGAGAAGUAAUUAUAUUGGCUGUGUGUAAAUGGAAAGAUUGUAACUAUUUAGUUUGUAAUUACUGUGAUAUUUAUUAUUUUAUGGAAGUGUAAAAACUGUAUGUAAAGAUGUGUAUAUUUCAGAACCUGAAUAAACUGAAACCUGUUAUGAA
Messenger RNA from Schistocerca serialis cubense, 4973 nucleotides. Its product is annotated as matrix metalloproteinase-2-like. NCBI's taxonomy places the organism in Eukaryota, Metazoa, Arthropoda, Insecta, Orthoptera, Acrididae. The record is from RefSeq and is a predicted model, not a curated record. The transcript is spliced from 10 exons. Gene Ontology annotation, molecular function: metalloendopeptidase activity; zinc ion binding. Gene Ontology annotation, cellular component: extracellular matrix. Bases 25 to 2016 code for a protein of 663 amino acids. Gene Ontology annotation, biological process: extracellular matrix organization; proteolysis; collagen catabolic process.